AAAUGGCGCCUAAAUUUGAUCCUACUGAAAUUAAAAUUAUUUAUCUUCGUUGUGUUGGAGGUGAAAUUGGUGCGACUUCUGCUUUAGCACCAAAAGUUGGACCGUUAGGAUUGUCGCCAAAGAAAAUUGGAGAAGACAUUGCAAAGGCGACCCAAGACUGGAAAGGCUUAAAGGUUACUUGCAAAUUGACUAUCCAAAACCGAAUUGCCAAAAUCGAUGUUGUGCCGUCUGCCGCUUCUCGAAUUGUGAAGGAAUUGAAGGAACCUCACCGAGACCGCAAAAAAGUCAAACACGUAAAACACAGUGGAAAUUUGACGAUCGAGCAAAUUAUCAACAUUGCUCGACAAAUGCGACCUCGUUCAAUGGCGAAAAAAUUAGAAGGGACUGUUAAGGAAAUUCUUGGCACUGCACAAUCUGUUGGGUGUACUGUUGAUGGGCAACAUCCGCAUGAUAUUGUUGAUGCAAUCCGAGGUGGAAAAAUUGAAAUUCCUGAAGAGUAG
This is a messenger RNA of Meloidogyne enterolobii, 500 nucleotides long. The record is from the annotation of a GenBank genome assembly. NCBI's taxonomy places the organism in Eukaryota, Metazoa, Nematoda, Chromadorea, Rhabditida, Meloidogynidae.